AUGUCCGAUAACACACUAAAAAAUUGGAUGGAAUAAUUAAAUGAUCUUUUAGAAGUUCUAUGUUAAAAAGUAUAAGAUUGUUUUGAUGAAAGUGUUUAUUGUUAACAUAAAGCAUAAGAAAGUAUAAUUAAAGAUUGGAAUAAAUAUUUGCCAUAAAAUUAACUCUCUUUUGAUAAUCAAGAUGUUUUUCUAAUGAAACACACAAAUGAAAAAUUUACAUUAAGAUAAUUUGUUUUUUAGAGAAGAUAUGAAGAAUAAAUAUAUGAAGUUAAAUUAUUUGAUAGUAUCUCGGAAGCAGAAAUACCAUAAGGAUAAUAUCAAAAUUAAAUUUUUGAAUUCUUUAUGAUUGAAAAUAAUGCACUUCUUUUAAGUAACAAUAUUCAUAUGAUCAAUAGUAAAAUAAUCAAAUAAAGCAAAUACAAAUAGAUCUGAAUAAUAACCUACUAUGAUAAUAAAAGAAGUUUAUACAGGAUUUAUAUAAGAAAAUUAAUUAUGGCUUUCUUUGAUAAAAAAUAUUGGUCUAUGUUAAUAAGCAGCAUUUCAUCCACUGAAUCCUAAUUACUUAGUGAUUUUAUAAACAUCUUAAGAUUAGAAUAGAUAACAUACCUUUCAAAAGUAUAAUUGUCAUAAAGAAUAAUAUUUAAUGGUAUAUUCGAUUAAGAACCCUCGACAACCAAUUGUUAGAAUUAAUUUGAAUUAAGCUAUGAAUGGAAAUGCUUUAGCCUUUUCUUUUUCUUAAGUUGAAGAUCAAAAUUAAUUCCUAAUAUACUUUAUAAAUAAUUAAGGAAUCAUUUAUUAUUAUGAAUUAAUUCUUCAUGAUAUGGUUUUUAAAUUGUAAACUAAAAUGUAUUUACAAACAUCAAAAUAAGAAUUAAUUUAAUUUGUCAAAGAAAGACCUGAUAAAGAUUUUAAAAUUAACUAUGAUAUCACUAGUUAAGAUGAUUAUCAAAAGGGAUGUAUCAAAUUUAAAUCAUUUUAAAAUUCCAAUUACUAAUUUCCUAAAAGUACUUACAUUUUAUUUUAGAAAAUGUCUAUUAUUGAUUAUCAUUUAUUCUUUAUCAUUUCUAAACAGUUAAAUGAAAAUCUUUUUGUUCAAGUACUUAUUGGAAAAGAUUUAUAAAUACUCUUUGAAAUAUUUUAAGAUGAAGUUCAAUUUCAAAAAUAGAUUGAUAAUAAUGACUACAUAAUAUCAAAUCUAAAUAAGAAUUAAUAACCGAAAAUUAUAUAUUAAAGUGAUAAUGUAACUCAUAUAGUUCAAAAUUAAUUAGAUUUUCCAAACAGAAAUCAACUCCUUAUACUAUAUCAUAAUUCAUUAAUAUCUAUUGAUUAUUCUAAUGUAAUUCAAUUUAAAUAAGAUUAAUCUCCUAUAAAUGUUACUUGUAUUGAUCUAAUACCAUUUGCAAAUAAAUAUUAAGAUUAAUCUAAUUCAGAACCACUCAUUCUUUAAGUAUUAUGUUUGGAUCUUUAUAAAUCUAAAUAAUUACUUCUUAGAAUCACAAAUAGAACUUAAAAAUAAACUUUUAAACUUUUGCCUCAAAAAUUGUUAUUAAGUUUAACAGAAUAAAAUUUAGAAGCCAAUAAAUUUGCCUUAGAUUUUUAUAACGAAUAGAAUACUUAUCUGAUGAAUAAAAAAGCAUUAUAAAAAUUUAAAAAAUAUCUUGAAUAUAUUAAUUAAUAGAAAUUACCACAUUGUAAAACUGAAGAAGAAAUAAUUACUAUCAAUGAAGAACUAGCAAAUAAUUUUCAUUAAUCAAUUAAAGGAGUUGCAAUCAAAAUUAAAUUAGAAACUGAGAAUGUAAUAAUAAUUAUUUAAUUAUUCUAGAUGUAAAAUGAUAUUGAAAUUAAAAUGAAAGGAAACUUAACACAAUAGGAGAUAAGAAAUAUUUAAUUAUAAAGUAGAAUUUCUGAGAAAAAUGAAAAAAUACAUUCCCUAUUAGAUUAGUUGCAAUCGAUAUCAGCAUCUGUUAUUAGGCAAUAAUUGAUAAAUUCACAAAAACAAUAAGAUUUAGAUUAAUUUAAAAUUCAAUAUGAUAAUAUUCAAGAGUAAAUAAAAUAAAAUAAAUAAUAACUUGAAGAAUAAAUCUAAUUAAGUAAUCGAACAAAGUAAGAUAUCGAAGUUAUUUAAUCAAAUCUAAUUUAGAAAAUAUAAUAAAAAAAAGAAUGA
Paramecium sonneborni is the source of this 2164-nucleotide messenger RNA. Lineage: Eukaryota; Ciliophora; Oligohymenophorea; Peniculida; Parameciidae. The record is from the annotation of a GenBank genome assembly.